AAAAAUAUCGAGAAUGAGUUAAUAUAAAUAUUUUUAAAACACACAUUUUCAAAUAUAUAUUUCUUUGUAACCGCUAGGAAUGUUAAGGGGUUUGAAACUCAUUAAAACCCUUUUAUGAAAGGCACCAAGGCCAAUUGUUACUCAACAACUAUCUUCAAUACAUAUAUCAGCCUAAGGUUCUUCUCAUGUUAUAUUCUGAUCUAUAUUCAAAGCUUGGUUUGUUAAUUUUCUUUGUUCAACAUAUUGUGCAACCAUAUGUCAUUUUUUCUCUGAGAGAGAGAAAAAGAAAAAGAUGGGAUUCAAAUAUCUUCCUCUCAAGCUUAAGGUUUUCCGGCUGAAACGGUUUCUGCUAGGCCGCGGCCGAAGAGGAGUAAAGAGAAAGCAUGUGAUGGUGCCUGCAAAGAAGCCUUCAUGGAUGAUGCCAAUAACACAUGGAUAUUAUGUGGUGGAGCAUCAUCAAGGUUCUGAAAAAGACCUUUUGAACUUUGAUUCAGUAGUGGUGCAAAGAGAGCAAAUGGAUCAUAAUGAAUUGUGGUAUUUCGGAAUGUUUGACGUUGUAGUUGGAGAUGUGGUUACCAAGUACAUUCAAUCCAAUUUCUUUAACAAGAAGCUUCAAGAGUCUCAUUUAAGGAGGAAAAGCAAGGAAACGCUGAAGAGGGCAUACCUUGGUGCAAGGGCAAAGAUAAGAGAGGAGUAUGAAUCAGAUGAAAGAAGCAGAAUGGGUUCAGGAUCAUGUGUUAUGGUGAUCAAUGGAGAGAAGCUUGUGAUAGCAAACAUGGGAGAUUAUAAAACUGUUGUCUGCAGAGAUGGCAUAGCUCAUCAUCACACAUCAUCUGGUAGACACCACCAACAUUCACCACGAAUACAUUGGUCUCGCAGACUCUUCUCCGGUAAAAGUCAUUCUAGAGGCUCAGAACUUGUUGUGAAAGGAGAAAGGAUUGAUUCAGAUACUGAAUUUCUGAUAAUGGCCAGCAAUGGUAUAUGGGAGGUGAUGCAGAAUCAAGAGGCAGUGAAUCUGAUAAGUCACAUAGAGGAUCCCCAAGAAGCAGCGGAAUUCUUGGCAAAGGAAGCUAUGAAUAGGAUGAGCAAAAGCAACAUCUCAUGCUUAAUCAUUCGCUUUGAGUGAUAAUCAUGCAAUCCUAAUAGGCAAUAUCUAUAGAAAUGUGACAGUGUAGAAUGCCUAUGUUUCUUUAUGGUCCAUUGACUUCAAUGGUUUUAGAAAAGAAAGUAUAUUGUUCAACAGAAUAUUGUGUUAGAUUAGAUUCAAGUUCAAAUUCCUUUCUUUCUUUGGAGUUUUCUUUUGGAUUAUGCAAUUAAAUUAAUGAUAUUCAUUUUUAU
Arachis ipaensis is the source of this 1338-nucleotide messenger RNA. Its product is annotated as Protein phosphatase 2C family protein. The record is from RefSeq and is a predicted model, not a curated record. Lineage: Eukaryota; Viridiplantae; Streptophyta; Magnoliopsida; Fabales; Fabaceae. Gene Ontology annotation, molecular function: protein serine/threonine phosphatase activity. Gene Ontology annotation, biological process: protein dephosphorylation.